Messenger RNA from Hibiscus syriacus, 1959 nucleotides. RefSeq names its product cationic amino acid transporter 2, vacuolar-like. NCBI's taxonomy places the organism in Eukaryota, Viridiplantae, Streptophyta, Magnoliopsida, Malvales, Malvaceae. Gene Ontology annotation, molecular function: amino acid transmembrane transporter activity. Gene Ontology annotation, biological process: amino acid transport; transmembrane transport. The record is from RefSeq and is a predicted model, not a curated record. Gene Ontology annotation, cellular component: membrane.
GGGUGGAAAUUCUUCAUGGGUGUUUUGGUUGAUUCCCGAAAGGAAGUUGGUUCUUCAUGGGGUGGGUUAAAGAGUUUGGUGAGAAGAAAACAGGUGGAUUCGGCUCAUUCCAAGCGUUUGGGUCAUCAUCAGCUGGCUAAGCAGUUGACAGUCCCGCAUCUCAUAGCAAUUGGUGUUGGAUCAACAAUUGGAGCUGGAGUAUAUAUUCUUGUUGGAACAGUUGCUAGAGAGCAUGCAGGGCCAGCUCUCACCUUUUCUUUUCUAAUAGCUGGAAUUGCUGCUGCUCUCUCUGCUUUUUGCUAUGCCGAGCUUGCGAGUCGUUGCCCCUCUGCCGGCAGUGCCUAUCAUUAUUCAUACAUUUGUGUUGGUGAAGGUGUUGCCUGGUUGAUUGGUUGGGCUCUGAUAUUGGAGUAUACAAUCGGUGGUGCAGCUGUUGCUCGUGGCAUCUCGCCGAAUCUGGCUUUGCUCUUUGGUGGUGAAAAUAGUUUACCGUUUUUUCUGGCUCGUCAAUAUAUUCCCGGCCUUGACAUUGUGGUGGAUCCAUGUGCUGCAAUUCUAGUUUUCAUCGUGACGGGGCUCUUGUGUGUUGGAAUCAAGGAGAGUACACUAGCACAAGCGAUCGUCACCACUGCAAAUGUAUGUGCCAUGAUAUUUGUUAUAAUAGCGGGCAGUUAUCUGGGUUACCAGACUGGAUGGGUUGGAUAUGGACUUCCUACCGGGUAUUUCCCCUUUGGUGUGGAUGGAAUGCUUGCUGGGUCUGCAACAGUCUUCUUUGCGUAUAUCGGUUUUGACUCGGUUGCCAGUACUGCUGAGGAGGUGAAGAAUCCCCAACGAGACUUGCCGCUGGGUAUUGCGACAGCCCUCUCCAUUUGUUGUGGAUUGUACAUGCUGGUCUCUGUUGUGAUUGUUGGUCUGGUCCCCUAUUAUGCUAUGGAUCCCGACACUCCCAUCUCAUCAGCAUUUGCUAGCCAUGGGAUGCAAUGGGCAGCUUACAUAAUAACCACUGGAGCUUUUACUGCUCUUUGCUCAACAUUAAUGGGCUCAAUGCUCCCUCAGCCUCGGAUUCUUAUGGCAAUGGCUAGAGAUGGAUUGCUGCCAUCUUUUUUUUCAGAUGUUAAUAAACGCAGCCAGGUUCCUGUCAAAGGCACUUUGACAACUGGUAUUGUUGCUGCUUCCUUGUCAUUUGUCAUGGAUGUUUCACAGUUGGCCGGGAUGGUUAGCGUGGGUACACUUCUUGCCUUUACUAUGGUAGCAAUUUCCGUGUUGAUACUUCGAUAUGUCCCGCCAGAUGAGGUGCCAUUUCCAUCAUCACUUCAGGAGUCAAUUGAUUCUGUCACCCUAAGGUAUAGUACCCAGGCAAUUAGUGGGAAAAAUCCUGAGAUAGGUACUUCUGGAGACAGUUCUCAGCCUUUGCUUCGCGAGAAGAUUAUAGUGGCUGAAAAACAAGAAGCUCAGGCCUCUUGGGCACUCGAUGAAGAGAACAGGCGAAAAGUUGCAGGCUGGACCAUAAUGUUAUUAUGUGUAGGGAUAUUUGGCCUUACUCUCGCAGCUUCAAAUCUGUGGAUUCCGGGACUUAUUCGGCUCACAUGUUGUGGAGUUGGUGGUGUGCUUCUUCUGUCGGGUCUGAUUGUGCUCACAUUAAUUGAUCAAGAUGAUGCCAGGCACAACUUCGGCCAUACCGGAGGUUUCAUAUGUCCUUUCGUUCCACUCCUACCAAUUGCUUGCAUUCUCAUCAAUGUCUACUUGCUCAUUAAUUUGGGGACUGCCACCUGGGCUCGGGUUUCGGUUUGGCUUUUAAUGGGGGUGGUGGUUUACGUGUUCUACGGUCGUUCCCAUAGCUCACUGCUGGAUGCAGUGUAUGUGCCUGCGGCUCAUGCUGAUGAAAUUUAUCGAUCGUCCGCCUCGGGCGACAUGUUGGCCUAAUUCCACCACGAAUGGGGUUUUCUGCCGGAAAAAAUG